This is a messenger RNA of Pieris napi, 1424 nucleotides long. RefSeq lists its product as uncharacterized. The record is from RefSeq and is a predicted model, not a curated record. The transcript is spliced from 2 exons. Bases 261 to 1055 code for a protein of 264 amino acids. NCBI's taxonomy places the organism in Eukaryota, Metazoa, Arthropoda, Insecta, Lepidoptera, Pieridae.
AGAAAGAAUGUUCAUUGGUGCACGGUCGAGGAUGGAACCUACAAUCUCAAGGGCGAAUGCUACACGCUCUAUAUUUAUCGUGAUAUUUGGAUCGUGAUCCAGAAUCACGAUGUGUAGUAUAGGCGUAUCACGUAUCGUGAUACGGAUCGCUGGAUUUCUAGAAAUCUAAAAAUCCACGAUCCGUAUCAAUUAUCGUCGACAAAUAUCGAGCGUCUAGUGUAUGGUCGAUAUUUAUCGCGUCAGUAUUAAUUCAGCCAGCGAUGGAAGAGGACGCGCAUAUUGAGUCGGCGCCCGCCGCACUUCAAACAAACGACCAAAAACACUUAAAAGAAUUUAUACUUGUAUUAGAAACACUACCUGAGAUAUGGGACAGCUCAAAUGCAAACAUAAUUAAUAAAGUGAAAAGGGCGAAUGCGUAUGAGCAGCUGCUUGAAAUUUUUAGGAAAAUUAAACCAGGCGCGACAGCUAAAGACGUGAUUGCCAAGAUCAAUUCAUUAAAAUCGAACUAUAGAAAAGAAUUAAAAAAAAUAACAGAUUCGAAGCGAUCGGGUGCUGCAGCUGAAAAUGUAUACAAUCCAAAGUCUUGGGUAUUUCAUAUGCUGAAAUUUUUGAACAAAAAUGAAAAGCCGAUUGAUAGGAGCGAGUUUUCUGAAUUGGUUAAGUCUGAAAACGAAGAAGAACAAAGUGAGCCUUCAUUUUCUUCUAUGGGUGUACCCGCUCCGCCAUCAAAAAAACUUAAGAAGAAGGGGCCAAUAGCAAGACAGAAUGAUCUUCUCGAAAAAGCCUUUAAUUAUUUGUCGCAAUCAUCGCAUCAAUCUGAAUCUCCAAGUGUAUCAUUCCCAAAUAUAGAUCCUACUGCUGUUUAUUGGGCUCAUAAGCUAAAUAAAUUGAUGCCAACUCAAAGACUGCUCGCCGAAAAGGCAAUCAACGAAAUUCUUUUCGAAGCUGAACUUGGGACACUAAACAGGGACUCAGUACAAAUUAACACUAGCCCUCAAGUAUUUAACCGCUUUGUAUCUCAGACUUCGAAUAGUCAUCCAUCGCCAUCACCAUAACCGAAUAGUGUACCUCAUCCGACGCCGUCACCGAUUUACUCGAAUUCUGUAUCUUUACAAUCACUACAAUCUGUUACAUCUCCGGAAAAUUGUGUUGCAGCCACGCCCCAAACAAAUGAUGUUCCAAGUUUUACUCAUAGCAAUGUAAUCGCUGGCGUGCCUUCUAAUUUGAUCCUUACAAAUACGAACAAUAUACGUAGACACAGUGAGACAAGUUAUACGUUACAAAUUCCGAAUACAUCAAGCACUUCAGAUUUCGAGUAUAAUUUAGGGACGCUAUUCUCUUCUUACCAAGGUGAAUAAGUUCAAAAUUAGUCAUAGGUAUUUUUUUUUAGUUUUUGUGAUUCGUUCCAAUAAAUAAUUAUAAAC